AUGCGUGACUUCGAUUUCGGCAUCCUGAGCCACUACUCUGAUGGCCUCGUAGCAUCCAAGUUGGUCGAGUAUGAGGAGCCCACUCGGCAUAAGACCGAUGCUGGCACCUACCGCAGGAGCAAUGUUGCCAUGGGCCUCAAGCAAGAGAUAGUCAAUGUCGAAUUUUUCGAGGGCAACUGCCAGUACGAGUCCAGCAAUCCCACCCCCGACUAUCAAUAUUCUUGA
This is a messenger RNA of Clonostachys byssicola, 225 nucleotides long. The record is from the annotation of a GenBank genome assembly. Lineage: Eukaryota; Fungi; Ascomycota; Sordariomycetes; Hypocreales; Bionectriaceae.